AUGGACAAUGUCCGGAAACUGUCCUUCUAUGACGACCAAGGGGUUAACGUGGCGGACAAGGGUGUCCUGGACAACAGCUACUACACGGCCAACCUCCAGAACAUGGUGCUCUUCAACUCCGAUUGGGUGCUGACGCAGGACAAGGCUGCCAGGGACGCGAUGGAACUGUACAAGAAGGACGCCGACACGUGGUACGACCUCUUUGGCAAGGCCAUGGGUAAGCUCAGCGAGCUUCCCAUGGACGAGGGCGCCGGUUGGGAGAUCAGGAAGAACUGCAGAACCACUAACGAUGCCAGCUGGUACUAG
Brachypodium distachyon (stiff brome) is the source of this 306-nucleotide messenger RNA. RefSeq names its product peroxidase 2. The transcript has a single exon. The coding region runs from base 1 to 306 and encodes 101 amino acids. The record is from RefSeq and is a predicted model, not a curated record. Gene Ontology annotation, biological process: response to oxidative stress. Gene Ontology annotation, molecular function: peroxidase activity; heme binding. NCBI's taxonomy places the organism in Eukaryota, Viridiplantae, Streptophyta, Magnoliopsida, Poales, Poaceae.